Callorhinchus milii (elephant shark) is the source of this 2142-nucleotide messenger RNA. Its product is annotated as coiled-coil domain-containing protein 148. The transcript has 16 exons. Bases 60 to 1859 code for a protein of 599 amino acids. The record is from RefSeq and is a predicted model, not a curated record. NCBI's taxonomy places the organism in Eukaryota, Metazoa, Chordata, Chondrichthyes, Chimaeriformes, Callorhinchidae.
CGGUCGCUGUCAACAAGAGGCGGGAACCUUCCCGGGGGCCGCUUCUCCCUCCAGGAGCAAUGAGUGGAAGAGAUCUUAGAAUGUUUGUCACAAACUACAGAACAGAAGACACAGAAAAGCUCAUAAUUCGGAUGAAAUAUGGUCUCAAACACCCGAAAUUCAAACCAGUUGACUAUCAGCAGCUACAGGCCCUCGCUGAAGCCAAAAAGCUGGCAUCUCAUGAUAUCGAGCUCAAGAUUAAAAAAACCUUUCAAGCUGCAAAAAGGAACAAAGAUAAUUCACUGAUUAAGCAGCAUCGCCAUGUAUGGUGGCCUGAACUACAGAAAUUGGUGGAAAGCAGACAAAAAGUAGAAUCAGAGGUACACAAAUUACUUGAAUCUGCGAGCAUCGACGAUUCAUUCAUUACUGAAAUGAAAGAUUAUGGUAUGUUGUUGUUUGGAGACCAAGAAGUCUUCAAAACAGCUACAGUGGAUCCCAUCUGGCAGCUAAUGGAAGACCUGAAGAAAAGGCUAUUUGAACAUCAGAAUUGUGGCAUGGGACAACCUCACCAAAUACAGAAAAUAAAUUCAAACCAGAUCCUGCAAGAGGUGGAAAGUGUAAAAAGUCAACAAAAACUUAUAAUGGACAAGCUUGGACAAGAGAUUCUCAUUUUGGAAGAACAAAUUAAGGAUUUUAAAAUUGAGGAAGAUUUUCCUCCUCAACUGAAUGAAAUUCCAGAAGAAAUUGAGCAUUUUCGAUGUCCAUAUCCGGACCUGAAGGCUACAAUCUUGAAUGAGUUCCAGAACCUCAAUGAAAAGUACAGAUCCCAACUAGAGGACAUCGGUGAGUGGCUCAAGGUGACAGACAGGAAUUGUGAAUGGAGUGAAAAUGAUCACUGGAUUUUCCGAGUCAUUGUAGAGGUGUACUCCCCUGAGGUUCAGAAUCGCAACCAGCUUUAUAUGGAUAUGCUGCAGAGGCUGUUGCCAGACAAAUCCAAGCACGCUCUGGUUGAUCACGGGAGGUUAUGGGACCAAUAUCGGUUUAACCAGGAGCAUCAGAGGGUUUUGAUUCGGGGCUGGACUCGAGACAGGAAGGACCUGCUGAUGAACGCAACCAUGACACUUACGGAAGCAUGUUUUAGACAUGAGGCUGAGGUGAUCCUGGUAAAUAACCGCAGGAAGCAGCAGGAAAUCUGUGCUGAAUUAAAACACAAGGUUCAGCAAAUGCGGACCCAUCAAGAGGAAAUAGCUCGGCUGGAAGCUGCUAUUGUUGCCCGGAAGAGAGAGCAGGAGGAAGAAAAGCAGAGAAAAGAAAUUGAAAAAGAAAGAAAUCGCAGAGCUGUGGAUAGAGAAACAAUUAAGCAAUUCUACACAGAGAAAGAACGUAAGAGAGAGGAGGCUGAACAAAGAGACAAAAAGCGACUGGAAGAACUGAAAAGUAUUAUGGCAAAUCAGGCUGACGUGGACAGGGAGAGGGUGUGGUAUAGACAGGAGAUGUUGGAGAAACGCAUUGAAGAAAAGAAAGCAAUGGCUUUGCAGAAAAUGAAAGAGGAAGAGGAGCGGCAAAAACGUCUGGAUGUUUUCUGGCAAAAAAUGGGUGUGGUAGCAGAGUGUGAUCCUGUCAGAAUGAUGAGUGAUACAGAAGCAUCAAAAGCCAGACUUAGAUAUGGGGCAGAGGAAGAAUUUUUUCUCCAAAAGCCGCUGUUUAGUUUGGCCACGUACACUGACAAACAGUUUAUAGCAGACCCUCGUAUCCGAAUUGAAUUGGCACUACGAGAGGCAGGACUCCACAAUACGUUUUAUGCAAGAGAGGUUUUAUCCAAGAUCCCUCCACCAAGACCUCCAAGAAGAGACUUGGAAUCUACACUCUUUAAGGACUGAUUUUCCAGAGCUCAAGCUGUUGUUUCAUGAACCUUGACACCAGUUUCUGUGGACGCAUUUGGUAUUCAACCAGAACUUCGUGUGGUGUUGUAAUCUGGUCACCGUCCAGUCGAUUCAGUAAAGUUACACAAACAACAGCGGCUGAAAGACAAAAUAUAUCACAUCAAUUUUAGAUUUUCCUCACUCAAGAUCAAUGCUGCUUUUCUACAACCUCCCCUAGAAAUAGGAAUGGAAAUACUGUAUUGUAAUAUUAUUGCUUGAUUAAACAUUUAAUUCAUGGCAA